Messenger RNA from Bemisia tabaci, 11782 nucleotides. RefSeq names its product histone-lysine N-methyltransferase G9a (gene G9a). The record is from RefSeq and is a predicted model, not a curated record. Gene Ontology annotation, molecular function: zinc ion binding; histone H3K9 methyltransferase activity; p53 binding. Gene Ontology annotation, biological process: peptidyl-lysine dimethylation; negative regulation of transcription by RNA polymerase II. Gene Ontology annotation, cellular component: chromatin; nucleus. Lineage: Eukaryota; Metazoa; Arthropoda; Insecta; Hemiptera; Aleyrodidae.
UAUUCAUAACCGCGUGACCCUCACAUCUUCCGGUGCGCCUGUCUUGAUACUGAAGAAGUACUAAGAAAUUCACCGGCAUCGGAGAGGUAAUUUGCGAUUUCUAAAACGUCAUUUCAGCGAUUUAUUUGGCCAGAGGAAAAGAGAAUUGGGAGCGGUUUAUGGCUAUUUUGGUAAACUUUAUCCAAAAUGUUGUUCUUCCAUAUCGUCCGAAGUCGAAGAUCUUGGUUGAUUAGCGGGCCGCCUCGUUGAGAACCUCACCUCACUGUAAGCCCGCCCGUCGGCCCGUCCGCGAAGUGUGCCCUCGUUGUGUUGUGUGGCUUGAAACCGUCACCAUCACCGUCCGGAAGGAGACCACCUUAUUUACGAAUCUAUCUAUCAAUUAAUUUUUAUUAUUCUGACGUAUUUAGUGAUUGUUUUGUUGAGUUUUUCGUGGAAACGCCAGUUGCGAUGCGAUCCUCCCGUUGAUAAGCUCUACCGAAGCUGUCACCAUCUUCAUGCGACUACCCUCCCCUACUUACUUGGAUAGCCGACGAAGACAGGAUCCAUGGAUUUCGGAGUGGAAAGUCAAGCUAUGGGUUCUCUUUCAUCUCUCUUCGGUCUUCAUGGUUAAUCAUCGGAUCUUCUUAUCUGGAAAGUAGACUGUGUCCCUGUAUUUGGUCUGCCUCUCCAUCCUCUUCUCUGACAUGAGUAACUCGGAUGAGAAGAAGGAUGACAAAACUGCAGUUGACACCAUCAGUCAAGAUUCAACAAGUACAGAUAAUGACAGUGUCAAUACUAGCUUAAUUGAAAAAAUACUUUGUGAAAUGAAAAAUGAGUUUAAUCGCUCAGGUGAGAAUAUCACUUCUCCCUCUGAAACUCCAACAAAAGGACGAUCAAAUAGCUGUGAUAAAAGAAACACCAAAGAAUCUGGUCGAAAAUCAGUUUCCAAAAGUACUCGUUCGAAAAGCUCCUCUGAGUCUACCGCUGAAACUAGUAAAUCGUUCAGCUCAAAAAGCCACAGCGGUGACUUAGGAAAUUCUCCUAGCAGACUUGGAGCUGACGGUGACCUUCAAACAGCCAAAGUAGAAGAAAGUAAUACAAAAGAACUUUUAGGUAUUGAUAAACUCCCUAGUGAUCCUAUUAAAAGUAAAAAGUCAAACGUAGCCAACAAAAAAGGUGUGAAAAUGAAGUCAGUUUCAGAUGUCCCCAAAAGUACGCGCCUAAAAAAUUCUCAAGAGAAGAAAGCUAGUUCAUCUGCCACUAAAAAUGAUGAUGAACCUGUAGAGUCAGAAGUGGAUGAAAAAAUCGCAUCUUCCUCUGAAUCUUUAACCAUUUCUGCAAGUCCAAGAAAACCUGAAAGAAAAUGCAGUUUGAAUGCACCAAACUGUGACGAAAUAAAAUUAGAUCCAGAAUCCUCCGACAAAAAUGACAGUCCUUUUAACCCUAUCAUCUCUACGCUUAAUAAUAUGAAAAUAGAAAAAGAGCCUGAAAGCUCCUCUACAUCUGAGCUAAUGGAAGUAGAAAAAGAGCUGGAUAGCUCCUCUGAACUCGAGAAUUCCAUGGUAGAAAAACAGCUAGACAGCCCCUCCUCUAUGCUGGAGAGUGAAAUUUUAGGACAAGAACCCAAAGAAAUAUCUCCAUCUGAAGGCAAUGCAGUGGAAUCUAAUCCUGAAAAUUCUGUCACCCUCGAGGAUAUAACUGUAGAAAGAGACUGUAAAAUUUCCCCAAUCAUGAGUAAUGAAAUACCUGAAGAAUUAAAUGCUGGUGAGAAACCAAGCGACAGUUGCUCUGAUACACCACCAAGUGAAAUAGAACCAGCAGAAGUUCCAGCCCCAAUUUCUACUAGUAGUAAUGAAAAUAAUAUCUCAAUUUCAAGUUUAGAAUCAUCGUCAAAUCAAGCUUGUGAUCUCAAAAAUGAUGAUUCCAGUGCCUUUGUGCCGGAAGAUGCUCAAAAUAUUGACCUAGGCUCUAAAGAAUCUGAAGUAAAAUCUCCCAACAUUGGGAGUACAGACAAAGAUGAUACUAAUUUGGAAAAUAACUGCACUGAAAGCUCAGAAAUUUCAGAGGAAAGUAAAUUAUUAAACUCUAGUGCAGAGUGUGAUCUUGGCACCAAAUUGGGCAAUCAAGAAGCAACCGAAGACCCACAAGUGGACAAAGAGUCCACCUUGAUCGAUAAAUCGUUUAGUAAUAAUGAGACGAGUUCUUCUAUAUCAUUAACCCCUGUAAGUAUCAAGCUUGAAAAGGAAGAAGAGAAUCUGCCCAAAUCAACUCAUGAGAAUUCUCAAUCCACCGAAUUUUACAACUGUGAUGUUUCUACUCAACGCACUUCCCAACCGACAAACGAGUCGACAACUCGGAUCAUUCUUACUUUGAAGACAACGGAGGAACGAAAGAAAGGUCUUUCAAGUCCCCCAAAAGCUGAAUCAACUACCAAGAGGAAAGAAGUUCAAUACUCUGUAUCUGUUAAAGAGGAAAUCCUUGAAAACCCGGAAGAGCCCUCUAACUGUAACGAAGAAGCUGAAGAAGGAAGAAGUAGACGAAUCUUCCGAAACAGAGAAACUGUCAAAACAGAAAAACUUGAAAACGAUAGUAGUAUCAAGCGAUCAUCGAGACGCACUUCUAAAGAGUUCUCUUUUGAAUCAGUAUUACAAACUGCUAUUGCCAGAAAAGAAAAAUCUUUUGGUACCUUGAACGGUGUUGAUGAGCGAAUCAAGCGAGGCCGUUUCAGCACCGUUGACUUGAGACAGAGUCCUAGGAUCUCUAAGUCCAAAGCCAAUAAAACAUCACCAGAAGGAAAAAGCGGAGAUUCAAACAUUCAUGUUCCAGAUGAGCUUAAGCCUGUCGUAGUCUGUGAUUUAUUCCCUCAAAAUAGUAAUAAAACUAGUUAUCAGGUGAGUGAGGUCCCACAAAUUAUAGCUGAUUCCAAAGAAGCAGAUAAUGCGCCAUCAGUUCCAGAAAAAGUGAAUGAUGAGGAUGAGGAAACAGCUGAAGUCAGCAUUAAAACAGAAUCAAAUUCAAAGACAGAGAUGGAUUCAAUUAGCAGUAAUGGUAGUGGAAGAAAUAGAAAAAGAAAACGAUAUUUUCGUGGAUUUCGAUAUACUCUUAAAAGCGGUGUUGCCAAACUUGUUGCCAGGCCAAAGAAAGCAAGAAGUGAUGGCAUGCCAGAUCAGCAGAAAGACUCAACGCCAUCUGAUAGUGUUUCACCUAAUGAAUCUCUCAAAGCCGAGCCUUGUGAUUCUGUCUGUGAAAGCUCAUUGUCAGUGACAUCAUUGGAUUCAAGCUCAAGUUCAGUGUCCAAACGAAAAUACCCUUGUGAUCCAAGAGAAGAUGAAGUCAACGGUGUCGAAAAGGUUCGAAGAAUGGAUGUGCCCUCACCAAGUACAGCGGAAGGUUCUGAUAUUGCUGCCAUUCCAGAGUCAUCUGCUAUUUCAAUUGGGGGCGGAACAGCUGCAAUUUGUCUGUGUCAAGUGAAUGAAAGAGUAUUUGUAAGUCCAAAAGUAGCAGAAGAAGCUAAAGAAAUAUAUUGUCAAGCAAUUGAUUCUCUUGAUUCCCAAAAAAUUGGAUGCUGCAACGUUGUGGAUAAAGAAAAUAAAGAAGCUGUCAUGUUGAGACCAAGCGUGCGUGUUCCGUAUCAGUUACUGUGCACUGUUCAUUUUCAGCGUUUGAUUCGACAUAAUUGUUGUCCAGGUUGUGGACUCUUCUGCACUCAGGGGAGGUUUGUUCAGUGUGAAUCAUUCCAUCAGUAUCAUCGUGAGUGUGAAUUGAUGCUGGACGGCAAGCCAACAUGCCCCCAUUGUGGACAAGAUUCGCCAAAAAGCGAUGUUCUCCUCUCUUUAGGAGAACAUAAAAAUCCUGUUUUCUUCCCUUUUCAAAAGCCACCUAAAGUUGUUCCUUCAGCAAGGAUGUGCAUUGGAGAUUCCCGCACGCAGUAUCAACCUCCACUUGAAGUUCCUCCUCCACCCAUUGUGCCAGCUGCCUCAUUGGUUCUUCCCAGUGGAACAGAAAUUACAUCGGAGGGAAUGCCACCGUCUCUGGAUAAGGACAAGUUAGACGAAUUGUUGCAUGCUGCUUCUCAGAGUAGUUGUUUAGAUGCUAGAAUUACGUACCGAAUGCUGUAUAAUGCAGCAAAGAAUGGAGAAACUGAAAAAGUUCUUGCAGCUCUCGGCGCUGGUUUAAACCCCAAUCAUCAGUUUCGAGAAUGGGUGAUGGGAUCUGCUUUACACGGUGCAUGUGUUGGAGGCCACAUAGGAAUAGUCCACAUCCUCGUCCAAGCUGGAGCUCAACUGGACGUUCUAGACCGAGAUCAGAAUACGCCUUUAAUCUUAGCCGCUGGCCACGGUCAAAAUGAAGUUGUCAAAUACUUGGUCAAAGCUGGGGCCUCUAUAACAUUUAAAGGAGAGGAUGGAAUGACAGCCCUCCAUCUGGCAGCUAAAGCAGGGAACCUUGAAGCCUGUCAUUAUCUAUUGUCAAGCCCUAAAGUUCCUUCUGAUUUUAUCAAUCUUACAGAUGAUGGUGGCUGGACUCCACUGGUUUGGGCUGCUGAACACAGUCACACCCACGUCAUCAGGUUUUUAUUGGAGAAAAAUGCUGACUUGCUCAUUCGAGAUGCAGAGCAAAAUAUUGCUCUCCAUUGGGCCACAUACUCAGGCACAACAAGUAUAGCUGAGCUUUUGUUGAAUUAUGGCUCUGAGAUAAAUUGUACAAAUAUACACGGUGAUACUCCUUUACACAUUGCAGCUAGAAGAAAUCACUAUGACUGUGUGAUUUUACUGUUGGCCCGAGGUGCUCUGACAAACAUAAAAAAUAAAGCAGGCUAUUCAGUACUCGAGUCAUGCCUGGUUCAGCCGAGCAAUACUCAUAAAGCGUUACAACUUAAUGCAAAAUUGCAAGAACUCACCUCCAAAGUGAGCGAGAGAACUCAAGUUAUUCUAACCACUGACAUUACUCGAGGGCAUGAAACAAAUCCAAUUCAGUGCACUAAUGGAGUGGACGAUGAAACAGAGCCGACAGAUUAUGUUUAUGUGACUGAAAAUUGUUUCACCUCAAAUAUUAGUGUUGUACGUACAAUAACCUCUUUACAGUCUUGUACGUGUACUGAUUGUUCAACUGGUGACUGCGCCUGUGGAAAAAUUAGUUUUCAGUGUUGGUAUGACAAAGAUGGCAGACUAACUCCUGAAUUCAAUUAUACAGACCCUCCUAUGUUAUUCGAAUGUAAUCAAGCAUGCAAGUGUAACAAGGUUCUUUGCACUAACAGAGUUGUCCAGAAAGGAAUCACUGGCCGGUUUCAACUCUUCAGGACUAAAGAUAAUAAAGGAUGGGGUGUCAUAACACUCAAUUUAAUACCAAAGGGAACUUAUGUUUGCGAAUACAUCGGAGAAAUUAUAUCUGACUUUGAGGCAGACACUCGUGAAGAUGACUCCUAUUUAUUUGAUCUUGAUAAUAGAGAUGAUGAGACUUAUUGCAUAGAUGCUCGGCGCUAUGGAAAUAUCGCACGAUUCAUCAACCACAGCUGUGUUCCAAACUUGCAACCUGUCAGAGUUUUUAUCGGACACCAAGAUCUACGAUUUCCAAGAAUUGCAUUCUUUGCCAACCGAGAUAUUCAACCGUACGAGGAAUUAGGCUUUGACUAUGGUGAAAAAUUCUGGAUCAUCAAGUACAAAUCUUUUACAUGUACUUGUAAAGCUAAAACAUGCCGCUAUUCCACUUCUACCAUUCAAGAUACGUUAGAUAAUUACAACAAAAAAAUCCAAGAAUUGGAAAGAGAAAACUCCUAAGUUUAUUUUUUCUUGAUUAAACGAAUUAGCUAGUCAACAAAUUCAACCAAUUUUACCUUUUUUUAGUUUUAUAAUCUUGUCAUCAAAUUUAUGGGUCAUGUUAGUAAAUAUAAAUUACUAUUUUGUUCCUCAUUUUUCAGUUUGUAUGUAAUUUCACAAUAAGAAAUUGUUUUAGAUGAAUUAAAUGUGACAUGAAGCUACCAGCAUUUUGCAUUCAAUUCGGGUUGAAACUAGCUUACUUACCAAUUAUUUUGCCUGUGACUAGUUUUACUAGUUUUUACUAUUUUUGAAGCCAAGCAAAGCCACACCAGAAUUGUCUCUCUCUUUCAUCAUUCCUUGAUUUUAUCACUAAUUUUUUAAUGACGCGUCAUUGGUCAGCGGUGAAAUGUAAAUUUUGCACAAACUCAGUAGUAUAGUAUGACAAGAAUGUUUUUUUUCUAAAGUAAAACUCAUGGAUUGCGGUAGUUGCUUUAUUGUUUCAUGAAGAGUUUUGCCAAAGAAAAUUGAUAUCUGUCAUUUUCAUAGCAAUAUAAAAUGAUAGCUCAAAUGCCUCCCUGUUCUCCCUUUGAGCAGUAUCUGAUCUCAAUUUUUAAGAAAAUUGCCCAUGAAUUCCUCAAGAGGCCUUUGAAGAUCAUGUGAAUCAAAAACAUGAGUGGUCGUCUUGUGAUGUAUGGGGGUUUUCUGAAUCCAUUCGCACAUUGACUGUGAAAGGUUAGCAUUUUCCUUGAGCCAAAGCUGUUAGAAACAGUCAGUAAAGGCUAUCCAAGUUGUGUGCCUCUGCUCAAACCCUGCCGACUCAUGCAAAAUUGCAGCCAAAGUGAGAGGGAGACCAACUGGUUUGAUGGGAAAGUUUUUAACUGCCGAUAACAAUAAAGUCAGCUAUUCAGACGGCUGUGGCCGGCAAAGCACCGGCCUGUCUUGUCGAUCUGUGACAGUUGACAAGUAAAAAUGGUUUCUAAUGUCAAUUGUUUUCAGUCACUACUGAGAAUCCUAUUCUUUAAAAAUUGUGUGUUUUGCUGAAUGAGUAUGGUCAGUUUUACACAGAGAUUUUUUUGUCUGCUUACUGUUUACCCCUUGACAUCAUGUUCUGACCAUUCAAUUUUAGUAUUUUUCAAACCUUAGCAACAUAUAUGUAAUUUUUGGAUGAUGGACUGGAGUCAGUCUUUAAAAUGUUUUUUCUGGAAUCUUUCAUAUCCAGGUAGCAGCACUCAAGGAAUCAUUGAUAUAUGCUAACUGUCAGUUUGACAACUUCUGUACAUAAUUAUGUUUUAUUGAGAGUAAAAAUCUCAGGUUAUCAACCUGCUAACUGCAGGGCUAACAUACCUAGAUCAGUUUUCUUGUCAGAUUAUACUUUUCUUACCUGUAUGCUUCAUGUUAAGCACCAAAAGACUGACCUCUUUGUUGUUGUGAAAAUUGUAAGCAAAAUUAGCUGCAGGUUUGUCAGUUGUGUGAUCUUAUUGUGUAAAUAGUUGAUGACAUUUUGUCUCUUCAUUUUAGCACUCAAGACGAAUUCAGACAGCCGAAAAGAAAAGAAAUUAACUCGAAUGUAUUUCAAACUGACUUUUAUGCAUCUUAAAUUGCGCUCAUCUGAUCAAUGAUAGCAUUUACAAUGUACUCAUACAAAGCUCCAAGUGUGUAAAAUAGAUUCUCUAAUCGACUGCACUUUGAAAUCAGCAGCUUGUUCUUCUGAUUUUUUAAAGGAAGGGUUUUUUUUUUUUUUUUUUUUUUUUGUGGUUCUGGUUGCGCCUCUGUUAGAUUUAGUUGCUGUAAUAUUAAUUUUAAACCAUAAUUAUUAUUCUUCUUGUAUAGAGGUUUUAUCAAGUUGACAUUUUUUUCUUUAUUUUUUUCCACUUUUAAAUAUACCAUCGUCAUCUAUUUUUGCAAUCUUCAAUAUUUCUGGCAAAAGGCUUGUUUUUCCUUGUGUGUCCAUGGAAAUUUAAUUCAUCUCAAUAUUUAUCAUCACAUAAAUAAAAGAAAUAGAAAUUAUUCCUGAGCAAUCUUGCCUCUUCUAUGGGUCCAUAAUUUGUAGCAGUUCAGGCUUAUUCUCCUCAGAGUGCAGUCUUUAGAAUUAAUCAUGUUAAGUUUUAUUCAAAUGCACUGCCGGGAAAGUUUCCAUCUUUUUGUUCUGCCUAGGUAAAAUAAUUUUUUUACGCAUUUUGAGUUGUAUGUAGUAAGUUUAAGAAAACAUCACGCUAUAGUUCCCUAGCCAAAUUUUUACCCUCAUAUUACUUGUGGGCCAGUACAAUUGUGAAAAUUGCCAUAAUUUCUUGCGUUUUAAGUUAUUUUUACUUUCCUUGACAAAGUUGAUCAUCGUUAUUUUCAUUUUAAGUCAUUCAUAUUAAUAGGUUCUGUAUAUUUUCACCAUUAUAUAACCAGUAUCAUAUCAUUACCAUCAUACUGUAUAAUCGUCAUAGUUUUUAUCGUGUUUUCUCAUUUUUGAGAAGCUGCCAGCGUUUUACUUAUGGCUGUUUUCACAACCAGGAUUUUGUUUAUAUGUAAAGUAGUGUUUUCGUUCCGCUGUUUCUUUAGUUUUGUUACUCUUGUUUUAUCUCUUUUGUUGAACCAUUGCAAGUUAACCAAAUGUGUUAGUUAUGUUCAGUGUUCUGGAACAGGUACUUUGCUGUGCAAGUACAGGAAUUAUUGAAUCAGACAAAAAACGCCAACUUUUAAACUAAAAUGCUAAAUUUUUCUCCUGUGCUUCCAAUGGAAAAUAUUGUGGCAAAAUUCUAUCAUACCAAUGGCUCUGAUCAGAAUCAACUGAAUUAUACUGUACCUAGAUGGUUUCAUUCCUUCUCUUUUUUUUUUUUUUUUUUUAAGUAGGGAACUGAAUGAAAUUCUAUCUUGAAAUUUAGGGAGUAUAUUUUUCACCUAAAAAACAUGAAAAAUUAAGAUUUUUCCUGCUGUAAAUGGUCACGGAAUUGCUCUUUUUGUUGAUUUGUGCAUUUCCCUCUGCCAUGACUAUUGGCCGGUUCUAUCAUCUCUGGUCAAACUGCUGGUUACAUUUGACAAGAGGAUUAGCAUGAAAGUAGCAUUUUGUCAUCUCUCGUCACCACCAAGUCGUAGUCAAAUUUAGCUCGACAGAGGGAAAAUUUGGAAAAUAUUUAACAAGUACUUUGACCACCUGUAAAAUACUUUAACCAGAGGUUGAAUUUAAAUUGUGGUCCCUGAUCAGUUGAUGUCGCAGUCCGCUGUGCAAGCUCCUCUAUCAGUUCCUUGUUUUUCUUUUGUUCCUCGUAUGAAUUGUUUAUGACAUAUCGCGACACCUGGUGGAAGUGGUUUGCAUCUGAUUUUUGCAUGGAGUAAAUUGAAGUGUUAGAGGUAAUGUUUUUGCAGUUAGCAGCAUUUUUUCACUAUAUUUUUCAAAACAAUAGUACAAUUUUAACCAGAGGAUAAAUGUGGCUGACAAGAGGUGAUAGAAGGGGUUCUUUUUUGACAAGACGAUAAACCCUUAUUCUCUGGUUACAUAGCAAGCAGAUUUUACCAAAGGUGAAAAAACCGGCUCUUAGCUCACUGAUUUGUUUUCCGAAAUCCUGUGCAAUUUGAUAGAUGUUGACUAAACAUGCUGGAUAGAGUGUCUGGAGGAACAAAUCUGUAGGCCAGAAAUGUACUUUCCCAAAGAAAUUUUUAGAAGACGUCACACAGGAAUGGACAUAGCUCAGUUGAUUUUGAUCUGCCAUAAAUCGAAAUGCACGAAAUUUUUUAAUAGGAUCAGCUUUUUUUUUUCUGCCGAAAAAUAUUUCAAAACAGGUAAUAGCUAACAAAACUACAGCACUGAGAAACACCAUUUUAAUCGACCCAAGUUAAUUAAUUUUAUAAUCAGUAGUCAUGUACUCACAGCUUUGGUAAUUUUAAUAUCUCUUAAUUUGUAAUGAACAGCAUGAAUUUUUAAUUUUAGACACUGUGUGUCUUUGUGGGGUUUUUUCCUUUUUGUUACUACCUUUUAGCAGUCUUUCAUCAUAAUCAUUAUUCCUUUCUGAGCACCUUCGAAUAUUCAUGAAUUUGCUUGCAUGUAGGACUCUGAAUCAUAUUCUGUAAUAAUAGUAUUGUAGUCACAAUUGUAUCUCAGUCCUUUUUUUUUUCACUUCUACGUUUUAGGUAUUGUGAAAAUGUACAUAGCAAUGUUUUCUCAUCAUUUCUUUGAAUUUUUAAUGCAUGAUUUUUCUAAACUAUUGCUCCAGUUCAGAUUCAAAAUAUUCCCCAAAUAUCUGUUGCAAAAACUGCUUAGUUAGUGAGUAACUUUGUAUAAUUUGUAAAUUACAACCUAUUUGUUUUGGUGAUAAGUUUAUUUAGUUUCAUGAAUAGUUGCUUGUUUCAUAAAGGUUGAAUCAAAUUAAAUUUUUUAAGUUUUUGAUCAUUUUUCUAAUGGAGGAAAAGUGAGGUGGAUUGUUUCUUAAAUUGUACUUGACGUUGAAAACUUAAGCCUGUCAGCUUAGCUUUUUUAAUGAACUUAAUUAUAAUUAAUAUCCUUAACCUUCAGAUGAAGGUUUUGAAUACAUCAUCGAUGUGUACUUCGUAUUAUUAUGAAUCAUUGCGCCGAUUUUAGUCGAAAUUUUCAACAAAAUCUUGAUGAACUAUUACAUUUCAUACUAAUUCCCAAUUUUAGCAUUCCUUUCAAUGUCGGUCAUCAACACUUCCUUAAUCUACAGCAUGAUAGAAUUUUAUCAUAUAACCAGAAAAUUUUACUACCAAAGCUACUGUUAUUAUCAACACAUCGAUUAUUUUAUUUAAAUAUUUUAUUGAAAUAAUCAGUGAAAAUUGAAAGUAGCAGACAAAAAUAUUAUCAUUUUAACGCUUUGAUAAUAUUAUUGUUGAUUUUACAUGUGAUUGGUCGAAAAUUUAACCUAAUACCUCUAAAAUUUUAAUUUCAUCAGAAGUUACAAUCUUUUCCCCUCGCAGAAAAAUCGUUCUAGUAAUUUUGUCUGUGAAUUGAAAUUAAAGCAUAGGAAAUGCUGCAUUUUGGUAAGAGAUGCCUUUGUGCAUGUGAAAUCAUCUAUGCCUGCAUUUCAUUGAUCUGAAAUAAAGCCUCCUCCCUUCAAAUUAGGAAGAGGGAAUUAAUUUUCAGUAAAGAAAAAACAACCAAGAUCAGGUCACAUCUAUUUAUUAAAAAUCUUUGCAUUUUCUUGCUAUAAACGUGCUGAUAUUUGGAAUUUGAUGAAUGAAUGUGUACUAGUUUCUAAGAGUCAUGAGGUAGAAUUUCUGAAAACUAUGUUAAUAAUACCACAACUUCCCAAUCCCCAGUCGCUUUUUUGCAUUUAGUACCUGUAAUUUUGUGAUACAUUAUUUACUCAUCAGAGUAAUGAUUAGUUAGCUAACUUUAGUUUUCAUGUAGAAGGUUCUCUUCUUUUCUGUCUCAUCUCAUUGCACUCACUGAGAGGAUCCGUUAAAGUGAAUCAUUUCUCUAAAAAAAUUUGAAAGGUCUGUAAUAAGAUCGCACCACUUUAUACAGGAGCUUUAUAUUUCUCUGUUCAUGUCAUAAUGUUAAGCAGCGCCAGUUUCUGUAACGUUUUUUUUAUCAGUUGCUGAUUUUCCCUGCAAUUAUGAUUUGAUUCCAGAUAGAUUAAUCAUGGAGCAUUGAAGGUCCUCAUCCAGAUUAAUUAAUUUGUCCUGAAUGAUAUGGUACCUAUCAAAAUUAGCACAAGAGAUAUUUUUAAUAUAAAAUAGUGAGACUUGAUUGUAAAAAGAAUGAUGGCUAAGUUUUCCAUGAGCUUAGUAUGCCUGAAACAAAGAGGACAUUAUAAUACUCGACAGGAAACAGCGGGCAAAGUUUUUUAUCACGAGCAGAUCCUCAGAGGAAGAAAGCAGCACUGAAAUACAAUUUUUAACCAUCAUAUUAACUGUUUGUGGAUGAAUCCAGAAUUAGUUUCAUGGACUAACAACCAAAUCUCUGUUAACUUUUCAUCAUCUCGGCAAAAUUCAAUUUGUAAAUAAUUUUAAGAUUGAUCUAGACUAAUUGGGAAAAUACAUUAGUUUCUUCCAUUUCGUCUUGUUUGAUAAAAUGUAAUAUAAAUUAGUAAAUUUUGUGAAUUCUU